Coffea eugenioides is the source of this 1920-nucleotide messenger RNA. RefSeq lists its product as uncharacterized. The record is from RefSeq and is a predicted model, not a curated record. Gene Ontology annotation, biological process: proteolysis. The transcript has a single exon. The coding region runs from base 1 to 1920 and encodes 639 amino acids. Gene Ontology annotation, molecular function: aspartic-type endopeptidase activity. Lineage: Eukaryota; Viridiplantae; Streptophyta; Magnoliopsida; Gentianales; Rubiaceae.
AUGGCAGGAAGCACGCGGUUUAGGACACUGGAGGAGCAACUCAAGAAGCAGGAGAAUCGCUUGCAAGAACUGGCGGAAUCCAUGGCUACAAGGCAGAGUACAAGUUCCGAGGAGUUGCGGCAUAAGCUACAGGCGGAAAUGGAGCAGAAUAAUGCCAAAUUGGACGCGGCGGUGGGAAGUCUGGACCAGAAGUUCAACAAAAUGGAACAGAGGCUCAGUACAGUGUUGAAGUUGUUGAUGAAGGAGAAAGGCCUCCCUGAUGUCGAAGGGGGAAUGUCUGAUCCAAUCCUGCCGACUCCUCCAUCUCAUCUGAGGAUAACAUCCUCAGUCGAAGGGAUUGGGCACCAACAAGAGUACAGAGGUAGGCAAUUCACUCCUAAUGUACCUCGGUUAGAGCUGCCAAUGUUUAGCUCUGGAAACCCUAGGGAAUGGACUAGGAAAUGCCAGAAAUAUUUUUUGAACUAUCAGGUAGCAGAGAGUCAAAAGGUGGAUGUAGCAGAGAUGUUCUUGGAAGGUAGGGCUGACAAUUGGUUUCAAGGAGUGAAAUUAGUGAGGCCGGGGUUAUCUUGGGGGGAAUUUAGUGAACUGUUGUGUGAAAGAUUUUCUGGAAGUAGUUCUCGUGACAUUGUGGAAGAAUUUAACAAGUUACAGCAGAAAGGAACUGUCGAGGAAUAUGAGGAGAAGUUUGAAGAGCUAAAAACUUUAAUGCUGAUGAAAAACCCCAGGCUAGAUGAACUUUACUUUGUUUCCAGUUUUAUUAGUGGCCUCAAGGAAGAUAUUAGACCUAUGGUGAAGAUGUUUAAGCCUCAAACAUUGAUGAAGGCCUUUGAGGUUGCUGAGUUGCAGGAGUGUUCCCUGGAAAUCCAGUCGAAACAAAACAGAACUUCAGGGAGGAUGGCAUUGGAUUCCAAGUUUGGAAUGUACAAGAGCACCACGAAUGAUCAGGGUCGCCAGAAUUCAUAUAAGUUGCCUGGAGUCACUCCUGUCCCCAGGAAGACUGAUGCAGUACACAGGGAAUUUAGCAAGAUAUCAGCGGAGGAAAUGCAGUAUAGACGUAAGCACAGCCUGUGCUAUAGGUGUGGAGAGAAGUUUGGAAUAGGUCAUCAGUGCAAGAAAGGGAGUCUGAACUGUGUGAGCACUGAGGAGGAGGAGGACACUGAAUUUGAAGACGCGGAGGGGGAACAGGAUGAGUUAACAGGGAGGGUAGGAGAACUUGCAGAAGUCUCUUUGAAUGCUCUAUCUGGUGCCAUAAGGAGGAAAUCCAUCCUGCUGAAAGGGAACUUGGGAGGGCUUCCAGUCAAAAUUCUGGUGGAUACAGGCAGUUCUGACAGUUUCAUUCACCACAGGAUUGUCAAUCUAUUGCACCUUCCAUAUCAGGCAGUCAGUCCAUUCACUGUGACUCUUGCAGAUGGGACUGAUAUUACCAGUGGAGCCAUCAGUCCCAGCGUGUCUUGGUUAAUCCAAGACUACCAAUUCCAAUUUGACUUAAAAGUAAUGGAAUUAGGGGGAUGGGAUAUAAUUCUGGGGGUGGAUUGGAUGUGCCAGUAUAGUCCCAUUACAUUUGAUUUCCAUUCUCUUAGCAUUGCCUUGAGUGAUAGAGGUUCUUUACUGUACCUCCAAGGACUCGUGAAUCAACCUACUAUGGAACUGGUGAGGGGCAGGGAUCUCAGGUCAUUUAUACGGGAGAAACAAAGAAGCUGUGCAGCCAUGCAUGCUGAUAAGGCUAGAGAAUCUGAGGAGCAGCUUCCAGAAGCUAUAGGAAGGAUCCUGGAACAGCAUUCUCAAGUUUUUUCCACACCAACAGGAUUACCCCCAGAAAGAGAAUUGGACCAUCAGAUCAACUUUAAACCAGGAGCUGAACCUUUUAAGCUCAAACCGUACAGGUACCCCCACUCACAUAAGGCAGAAAUUGAAAAAUAG